AUGAAGUAUGCGAUCAACACAUCAAAGAACAGCGACGUUACUUCUGUUGCGAUUGCAUUUAGAUGUUCAAACCAGACAGGAGUAAGGAAAGACUUCAUAUCCACAUAUAUGGACAUAUCAGGGAUACAUAUAUUUUCAGUGAACGGUUCGUGGAUAGUUUUUAUUAAUCAGAGAUGUGAGAGUGAUGUUCAUCGUUUUAGAAACAAUGUUGCACAUAGAUGCAAAGUUUGUGGAUGGGCUUUUGAAACUGCUUCUUUUGCUUUCUGUUCUAUAGAAUGCAAGUUUAGAAACACUCUUGGAUCACAACUGGAUGAGAUGAUGAAGACUUCAGAGGAUGUUGUUGAAUCCGUUGUGAAGAGAAAGCAGAGUUCAGAAAAUGUUGUUGAACCAGUUGUGAAGAGAAAACAUAGGAGGAAAGGGAUUCCAUAUAGAUCUCCGUUCCACUAGGAUUUAAACUC
Raphanus sativus (radish) is the source of this 458-nucleotide messenger RNA. RefSeq lists its product as uncharacterized. NCBI's taxonomy places the organism in Eukaryota, Viridiplantae, Streptophyta, Magnoliopsida, Brassicales, Brassicaceae. The coding region runs from base 1 to 447 and encodes 148 amino acids. The record is from RefSeq and is a predicted model, not a curated record. The transcript is spliced from 3 exons.